AUGUUUCCAUCAAGUCAAUUUUCUAGUUUUUCUUGAGAAAUGGCGGAAUCAAUUGAAUUCUUUGAGUUAAACACAGGAGCCAAAAUCCCCUCCGUUGGGUUAGGCACAUGGGACGCUGCCCCUAACGCCGUCGGCGAGUCCAUCACCACCGCUGUUAAGGUUGGAUAUCGACACAUUGAUUGUGCUCAUAUAUAUGGGAACGAGAAACAGAUUGGUGUCGCUCUGAAGAAGGUUUUUGAAGAUGGUUUAGUGAAACGUGAGGACUUAUGGAUCACCUCCAAACUCUGGAACACUGAUCAUGCACCAGAAGAUGUUCCAAAGGCUUUGGAUAGAACUUUGCAAGACCUGCAACUUGACUAUGUUGAUCUGUACCUUAUUCACUGGCCAGCACACCCUGACAUAUUACCCAGCACAUGGCGAGCAAUGGAAUCAUUAUUUGAUUCUGGCAAGGCUCGAGCUAUUGGAGUUAGUAAUUUCUCUGUAAAGAAGCUUGAAGAUCUGCUAGCUGUUGCUCGUGUUACUCCUGCUGUUAACCAAGUGGAGAUUCACCCUGUAUGGCAGCAGCCAAAGCUUCAUGAAUAUUGUAAAUCCAAGGGAAUUCAUUUAACUGGGUAUUCACCACUAGGUUCCUCUGGAACAGGAAUUCUCAAGAAUCGUAUUCUCACUACAGUUGCUAAGAAAUUAGGCAAGACUCCUGCACAAGUUGCUCUUCGUUGGGGACUUCAAAUGGGUCACAGUGUAGUGCCUAAGAGUACGAAUGAGGCAAGGAUCAAGGAAAACUUUGAUGUUUUUGACUGGUCUAUUCCUGAAAAUUUGUUUGCCAAGUUUUCUGAAAUUGAGCAGAUGAGGCAAAUAAGUGGCAGUUUUUUAGUUGGCAAGACUUAUGGCUUUUUCAAGUCAGUGGAAGAACUUUGGGAUGGUGAGCAGUGAGCAGAGAGAUGUUUCAAAGAUUGGAUUUUUCCAUUUUGGCUUCUUCUAUCUUGUAUACAAAGAUGUCGAAUAUUUCUCCUGCUUGUAAUUUGAAAUGCACUCAAUAAGAAGAUAGAUAUAGCCAGAAGAAUUUGGGAUAGG
Hevea brasiliensis (rubber tree) is the source of this 1071-nucleotide messenger RNA. Its product is annotated as NADPH-dependent aldo-keto reductase, chloroplastic-like. Bases 40 to 930 code for a protein of 296 amino acids. Gene Ontology annotation, cellular component: cytosol. The transcript has 7 exons. The record is from RefSeq and is a predicted model, not a curated record. Gene Ontology annotation, molecular function: aldose reductase (NADPH) activity. NCBI's taxonomy places the organism in Eukaryota, Viridiplantae, Streptophyta, Magnoliopsida, Malpighiales, Euphorbiaceae.